GGGAGCUCUGAAUGCUGUAAUCCAAGAAUCAUCUCUGUACUUUGAGGUCACUUCCUCCAAAUAAAUACUGUAGUGGGAACACUUUCCUCCCCGGACCAGGGAGCCACACAGGUCACACUUGCUCAUAGGAAAGACAUCCAGAAUAAACCAUGGGAAAGAAGAACCAGAACCGUGAAGAUGAUGAGGCUUCUUCCUCAGAGGAGGAAGAGUAUGUAGUGGAGAAGGUUAUGGACAGGCGAGUUGUUAAGGGCCGUGUGGAAUAUUUCCUGAAGUGGAAAGGCUUUUCAGACAAACACAACACAUGGGAACCAGAGAAGAACCUGGACUGUCCAGAGCUUAUCGCUGAGUUCAUGAAGACCUAUAAAAAGGGAAGCAGCGGAAGCACACCCAGCAGCAAGCCCUCCAGCACAGGCUCUUCUUCGGCCCGUCCCAAAGACAGUAGCAGCAGCACCAGCAAGAGGAAAAACUCAGAGGAAGAGAAUGGGAGCGGCAGCAAACCCAAAAAGAAAAAGGAGGAUGAGAUCCUUGUAGCAAGAGGUUUUGAGCGAGGCCUGGAGCCUGAGAAGAUUAUUGGAGCAACAGACUCCUGUGGAGACCUUAUGUUCCUUAUGAAGUGGAAGGACUCUGAUGAGGCAGACCUUGUGCUUGCAAAGGAAGCCAAUCACAAGUGCCCACAGAUUGUCAUUGCCUUCUACGAGGAGCGCCUGACCUGGCACGAAGACGGCGACAAGAAGGAAAAGAGCGCCACAGUGGUUUAAAGGGCAGAGGGGGGAGGAAAGAUGCUGUGUCCUCCAAACCUUAUGCCCUUUGUCACACUGGUGACACUCUCAUAGCCAACUUUAACGGACCAUUUAGUAAAAGAAAAACGGCCAGCAAGUAAUGGAGGUUACAACCUCCAUCCACCAUCUCUCACCAGACAACCUGAAAGGCCGUGGCGAACGGCGGCUGCAGCAGAGCGGUGGAAUGUGAUCUCUCUUCUCUGAUCUUCCUUCUAAUUUGUGUAUUUGUGCCCCUACAACUAUGUUCUUAUGAUGUGUUGUGUGCUAGUGUAGAUGUGAAACAGUGGAAACCCGUACAUGUCAAACUUUUAACUUUUUAUCAUUCACACAAUUGAUUUGGUAGUGUUGCUGGAAAUGACUGAAAAUAUCAGUUGCUUGUGCGCUUAACAUUUAAAACGCUGGAUAAAGACGUGACAGCGUUGGUUUUAUUUCACAAGCUGAUGUCACCCGCUUUACUGAUUUCUGCUUUGUUUUUUUAUUCAAAACGGGUAGAAUAAAUUUUGCUGUAUCAUCAUUUUAACUUUAA
Carassius carassius (crucian carp) is the source of this 1305-nucleotide messenger RNA. Its product is annotated as chromobox protein homolog 5-like. Gene Ontology annotation, molecular function: chromatin binding. The transcript has 5 exons. The record is from RefSeq and is a predicted model, not a curated record. Gene Ontology annotation, biological process: negative regulation of transcription by RNA polymerase II; chromatin organization. The coding region runs from base 150 to 758 and encodes 202 amino acids. Gene Ontology annotation, cellular component: pericentric heterochromatin; nucleus. NCBI's taxonomy places the organism in Eukaryota, Metazoa, Chordata, Actinopteri, Cypriniformes, Cyprinidae.